AUGUUCGUGCAGGAGGAGAAGAUCUUCGCGGGCAAGGUGCUGCGGCGGCACAUCUGCGCGUCGGACGGCGCCGAGUGGCUGGAGGAGGCGACCGAGGACACCUCGGUGGAGAAGCUCAAGGAGCGCUGCCUCAAGCACUGUGCUCCCGGGAGCUCGGAAGACCCCCAAAGCGUGAGCCAUCACAAGUUAAUUCACGCCGCCUCCGAGAGGGUGCUGAGUGAUGCCAGGACGAUCCUGGAGGAGUCGGUCCAGGACGAAGAUGUCCUGCUGUUGAUCAGAAAGCGGGCCCCGUCGCCUCUCCCGAAGAUGGCUGAGGUCUUGGCGGAAGAGAAGAAGAAACAAGAGCAGAAGGCCCCGGAUAGAGACGCUAUAUUCAGAGCCACCGCCAACCUGCCCUCCCGCGACAUGGACCGGGCCGCGGUGCAGACCAGCCCGAGAGACUUCCAGACCGAGGUCCGGAAGAUCCUGGUGUCCCUCAUUGAAGUGGCACAGAAGCUGCUGGCGCUGAACCCGGACGCCGUCGAGUUGUUCAAGAAGGCCAACGCCAUGCUGGACGAUGACGAGGACGAGCGUGUGGACGAGGCGGCCCUGCGGCAGCUCACGGAGAUGGGCUUCCCCGAGAGCAGGGCCGUGAAGGCGCUGCUCCUGAACCACAUGUCCGUGCCUCAGGCCAUGGAGUGGCUCAUCGAGCACGCCGAAGACCCCACCAUAGACACGCUGCUGCCGGGCCUGGCCUUGCCGGGAGAGGCGGCCGCCGCGGGGCCCAGCGCCGGGCCCAGCGCGGAGGAGGGGGACGAGGAGGCCCGGGACGAGCUGAUGGAAAUCUUCAAGAAGAUCCGGAGGAAAAGGGAGUUUCGUGCCGACGCUCGGGCCGUCGUCUCCCUGAUGGAGAUGGGCUUCGACGAGAAGGAGGUGAUGGACGCCCUCCGGGUGAACAACAACCAGCAGAACGCCGCCUGCGAGUGGCUGCUGGGAGACCGCAAGCCCUCUCCCGAGGAGCUGGACCAGGGCAUCGACCCCAAGAGUCCCCUCUUUCAGGCCAUCCUGGACAACCCUGUGGUGCAGCUGGGCCUGACCAACCCCAAGACGCUACUAGCGUUUGAAGACAUGCUGGAGAACCCGCUGAACAGCACCCAGUGGAUGAACGACCCUGAGACGGGGCCGGUCAUACUGCAGAUCUCCAGGGUCUUCCAGACCCUGAACCGCUCGUAGGCCGCGCGGCUCCUCUGCGCACCCCCAGCCGAGUCGGGGCAGGAGCGCCGAUCCCCGGGGCCCCAGGCCGGGGGCGGAGAGGGGCCGGGGCUGCGGCUUCCACCUUCCUGCUGCAAACCUCGGACGCCGCGUCUCCAGCCUCUGCCAGUGUUUACAGACAAGUGGCUGUCACACCGAGAAGGGUCGUCUCCUUCCGAGGGUCCCUGUGGGCUCUUGAAAUGCUACUUGAAUUGGCCUGUAGGCGCUGCUUGUAGAGUCCACGUGUUAUUUGAGAGAGGAGGCAUGUUUCAACCCAAAGUGUUAACGUCAAAGGUACUAACUUAAGUAGAAUUC
This is a messenger RNA of Phacochoerus africanus (Common warthog), 1545 nucleotides long. RefSeq names its product ubiquitin-associated domain-containing protein 1-like. The record is from RefSeq and is a predicted model, not a curated record. Lineage: Eukaryota; Metazoa; Chordata; Mammalia; Artiodactyla; Suidae. Bases 1 to 1212 code for a protein of 403 amino acids. Gene Ontology annotation, molecular function: protein binding. The transcript has a single exon.